UUUUCAGAGCGUAUGCCUUCAGAUCAAUAGGUUUAGUUUUUGGGUUAGUUCUUCAGUAUGACUCCUUAAAACUCCAAAGAAAACACCGAAAUACCAAACCCUCAACUGCCGUCGAAAUGCCAAAGUGUGGAAAUGACGCCGAAAUACCAAUACCCAAUCAAUCAAUAAGCUUCGUAUUGUCCGGGAUUAAUUUUUAGCAAAAUUGUUCAUAAAAAUUUCUGAUAUUUUUUUUUAUUUUUAAUUAUUUUUGGUGUAAAUAAAGUAUUUUUUAAAGAUUACAUUUUUUCGACUUGUUUCUUUUCUUAUUAAUAUUUUUUAAUUUUUAUUUUAGUUUAAUUUUUCUUUCUUUUUGUAUAAUGCAUGCUACACCUUCCCCAAUUAAAAAGAAUGGAAGUUUUACAAAAUCUCCAUCAAGGAAAAGCGAUCAUAAAAAUGUUGGAGGACAACACAAAGCGAAAGUUGAGCUUUCCUCAUCCAAAAAUGAUUCAAGAUCACCUCCACAUCUAAGGUGUUUGCCUCAAGCUCGUGUUCGGCAUAUAAUGGAAUGUUCACCUGGAGGAGAAGAUUUAAAAAUGUCGGAGGAUGGAGUGAUAGCAAUGGCUAAGGCUGCGGCUUUAUUGAAUUAUUGGCACGAGGAGCAUAUGCGGAAACAACUGGAGUAUCUGUCAAUUACAAUCAUUUGUCAAACUAUGUCCAUUCUAGCGAGGAAUUUGAUUUUAUACAAGGUUGGCGUGAAUUUUAAUUUUUUGAAAUUUAUUUUUCCGAAGGGCAGAGUGGGACUGACUUGUUUAUUCGGGUAGAAAUCUUAUGGGCUUUUGAUUUUUUGGGUAGAAAUCUGACACUGGUGAUUUUUCUAAAGAUAUUUUCUAUGAGGGAUUUUUACUCGAUUAUUUUU
Meloidogyne enterolobii is the source of this 895-nucleotide messenger RNA. The record is from the annotation of a GenBank genome assembly. NCBI's taxonomy places the organism in Eukaryota, Metazoa, Nematoda, Chromadorea, Rhabditida, Meloidogynidae.